Molecule: messenger RNA, 825 nt
Organism: Plasmopara halstedii
Lineage: Eukaryota; Oomycota; Peronosporomycetes; Peronosporales; Peronosporaceae
Product: Serine-threonine protein kinase 19
Exons: 4
Coding region: 1-825 (274 amino acids)
Biological process (GO): protein phosphorylation
Molecular function (GO): protein serine/threonine kinase activity
Source: RefSeq, a predicted model, not a curated record
AUGCUACGACGACGCAAACGCAAGCAAGCACCUGUCGAAAACGACGAUGGUGAAUGGAGCACUUCUGUCGAUCUUAUCGAUGAUACCAUGGCAUCUAUACAGCUGUGUCUAAAUCGAAACAAUGACGCAUUCGUAGCGCUAGGUUUGCCCCCAAUUGUUCUCUGGCACCAAUUAUAUACUAUUUUACCAAAUCGCACAUUUAUCGAUCAGAAUGUACAUCGGCUACAAAGCAAUGGCAAGUUAAUAACGCUCAAAAUUUCAUCAGGGUCAAGGGAUUUGGCAAUUUUACGCACAGAAGAUUACAUUGCUGAGGUGAAACAGUAUGAAAACGUAUUUUGCGAGCAAUUACGUCAGCAUCAGGCGAGUUUAGCUGUAUCUACGAAACUAGAUGCGAUGGCUGCGUAUGGACGGAUACUUCCGUUCAUUUCUUCGUAUACAACUGUGCCAUUAAAUGCGCUGAUUUCGAUAUUUGAAAAGAACUGGGGCAACUUAUGUGAGUCAGAAGCUCGAGCUAUGGUGAGGCUUAUUCAGCGGCUUGGAUUCUUGCUACCGACAACUCGAUUGGAUGACGAGGCCUAUUCCUUUUCGGUUCCUGGAAUUGGUAAACUUGUAUCAUCAAUCACGAAAACUCGAACAUCGAUAAUAAAUAUACUUAAGCGCACAAAGUACAAGGAAAUGCACGAACAGCAACUAAAGAAGAAAAAGUUGAAGCACUCGCACUUUCAACUCGAGUUUCAUCUCGCCGAUAUGGAAGGCUGUGGGUUGGUGAAGCGCACAGAAGUUACGUCUGGUAUACUUGUCGCUCUAGCUGAUAACUGUAGAUGA